Anguilla anguilla (European eel) is the source of this 1123-nucleotide messenger RNA. RefSeq lists its product as uncharacterized. Lineage: Eukaryota; Metazoa; Chordata; Actinopteri; Anguilliformes; Anguillidae. The record is from RefSeq and is a predicted model, not a curated record. The transcript has 8 exons. Bases 158 to 1123 code for a protein of 321 amino acids.
GCAUGAUUGCGCCUCUGCCCUUGGACAGGAAAACAUAGGAAGGAAAACGGUCAUUGCGGAAAGACAGACAUACAGUAAGGGCUGCCAAAACCUGCAUGCUUAACUGGAUAUUUAACUCAGAAGCAACAUUGAAUCUGUAUCAAAGACAUAUCUGGACAUGGACACUAUGGUGGGAGGUCACAGUCCAGCCCGUAUUGCUGUUAUGGUCCUUUCACUCAUCGUUUUCAUCAUGGCUGUGGCAUUCAAUGCAUUGGCUGGAAUUGGAAUUAAGAAUGAUCUUUUUUUGCAAAGCACAGGGAAUGUAUCCUACAAGUACGACACAGAAAUCACACCUGCAGGAUGGACCUUCUCCAUCUGGGGUGUCAUUUACACUUGGCUGUCCUGCAUGCUCAUCUUCCUGUUUUCUGGCCUCUGCAGAAGAAAUGCCUAUGGAUGGAUGUACUGUACGCCUGCUAUUCUGCCGUAUGGAUUCUACGUGACCUGGAUCAUAAAUAUUAGCUUGAAUAUCUCCUGGCUAUUUCUGUUUGACAGAGAGUUCAUGGAACCAGCAGUUGUCGUCUCAGCAUUGAUGGCCUUUACAAAUUACCUGAUCAUUUUCUUCUCCUGUCAUGGGCUCAAGGUCUAUGGGCCAUGGCUGAACAAAUAUCACAAAGCUGAUCUCUGGCUCAUUCGGAUAUUGGUUCAAAAUGGAGUGGGUGUUUAUGCAACAUGGACGACUAUAGCUACACUGCUUAACUUAACUAUUGUACUGACAUACAGAACAGCAAUGUCCAGCUCAGACUCCGCAACAUUGUCACUGUCACUGCUCCUAAUAGAGGUCCUGGCCUGGUUUGUUUUGGAGAACUUCAUCCUGGAUAACCAUGUCCGUUACAUCCUCACGGUCUACCCUGUGGUCAUCCUGGCUCUCUCUGGAAACAUAUCCAAAAACUUUGACGCUGCAUUGCCCAGUAACAAUGGCAUUUUUACUGCGGCGUUGUUGUCGGUGGCCUGUACCUUGUUUGCAAUUCGACUUGCCUUGGUGAUAUGGAAGCACCACAAGAAACCAUUCUACCAGGACAGAAACACAGCAGUGAUGAUGUCACCGAUGGACAUGGCUGGAAAACAGAAAAAAAUAUUUACUUAA